AUGGACGCCGAUCUGGGUAUCAGCGGCGCCAAUUUCCUGGUGGCCGAAACCGGCACGCUGGUCAUUAUUACCAACGAGGGGAACGGGCGGUUGUGCACCUCCGCGCCGCGCGUCCACAUCGGCAUCACGGGCAUGGAGAAGGUCAUUCCAUCGCUGCAGGACCUGGCGGUGUUCCUGCGACUGCUGCCCCGCUCGGCCACGGGACAGCGGAUUACGUCCUACGUCAGCAUGGUUACCGGCCCCCGGCGAACCGACGACGAGGAUGGGCCGGAGGAGUUUCACCUGGUCAUUGUCGACAAUGGACGCAGCACGUUGCUGCGUGAUCCCGAGCUGCGAGAAAUCGCUGUAUUGCAUCCGUUGCGGUGCGUGUCUGAACGUGUGUCCGGUGUACCAACGGGUGGGCGGCCAUGCCUACGGAUGGGUGUACCCGGGGCCGAUUGGCUCCAUCGUUACGCCGGCGCUGGUGGGCGUGGCGCAAGCCAGGGAUUUGCCCAACGCAUCCACGCUGUGUGGAGCGUGUCGGGAAGCUUGCCCGGUGAAAAUAAACAUACCCCGGAUGCUGCUGCACCUGCGGCACAAGCUGGCGGAAAGUCCGGAUUCCCAGGAACGCACCGCCUCGGACACCGACACGUUGAUGGCCCGUGGUUUCGCAACCGUUAUGUCGAGUCCGGCGUUGUUGAAAGUGGCGCGCGGUUUGGGUCGGCUGGCCCUGAAACCGUUGGCCAAACGCGGCAAAAUCGGGCCGUCGCGGCUGCCUUUCCUGUCCCGCUGGACGGCAUCGAAAGACCUGCCGGCUCCACCGGCCCGUUCGUUCAGCGACGUGUGGCGCGACGAACUCUCCCGCAGUGA
Geodia barretti is the source of this 849-nucleotide messenger RNA. NCBI's taxonomy places the organism in Eukaryota, Metazoa, Porifera, Demospongiae, Tetractinellida, Geodiidae. The record is from the annotation of a GenBank genome assembly.